AGUAGGUCAAUGAUCUUCGCUUCUAUGGUCUUUCUCAGACGGGUAGUUGUCUUACCGCGAGGAAGGUGUCUAUCAGUUGUUCCUUGCAUGUUUGAGUACAACGUCAAAGAGAGAGGGAGCCGUAGUUCUAGUACCAGAAUAUAGGUCAGAAGGUCCUCGGCCGCUGAAGCCGAAACAAGCGGGACCACGAGGACAACACGACAAAUAUUCAAAUCAUCCCAGCGCUAAACACAGCCCGGCUAAUAUGUCGGGAACAACUUUCGGCGGUGGAAACGCGUCGCCUUUUGGCGGCGACGUUUUCGAGGUGCAGUGGAAGAUGCGAAACCUGUUCCAGCAGUUGGAUGUGCAGCAGCAACAGCAGGCGUCCAGUGGGAAAAAGGGCACCAAAACCGUGCACCAGAUGCGGCUGUGCUACCAGAUGUCGCAACUGCAGGAACACUUGACAAAAACGCGCACCAAGGGCGGCACGACGCCAACGUCCGCGAGCGGGGGCACUCCCGCUGGGCGGAAAAACGCCUCCAAAUCAGCACCAAGAUCUAGAGCUGCGAGUAUAGGAUUUUGAUGUUGACCGACUUGUUUUUUUUGAUGCAAUAGCUGCAUAUGUCAGACAGUAACUCGUGCGCCAUAAGACGCGAGCAAAGGGUGUUUUUUGUGAACAUCAUUCUUGAUUCACAAAUUUUCGCUACUGUUCGUUUCUUGUUGUGCUGGAUCAAUGGUAAUGACCAAGGGCCAAACAAGAGGUGAUCAUAUUGACAUCAUACGACAAAUUGUCAUCACGUCAGGUCGUGACUUCGAGAAAGGCCACACGGCUGGAGGAGGUCCUCGUAACGCUUUGCAGGCACACAUGAAGCAGGAGAAGCAGGCGAAGAAGGCGCAGAACAAGCUUUUCAAACGGUUUGAGGCGUUAAUCGAAGGCCGGAUCCACGCUGCUAGUGAGGAACAGAAAAUGAACCAAAUGCGGCAGUCGCUCGAGAAAGAACUGAGCGACUGUGUGAAGAAGAAAAAGUAUAGAAGGCAUUUUUUGAUGGUUUUGUUUUUAUUGAUGCUGGUGUACAUUAGAAGAAGUAGAACGAAUUAAUGCGAAGGGAUAGACUAUUGUUCUCUUCACAGCAGCUGCUUGCUGAUCCCGCAUCUUGAAUUUUACGAAUACACGUAGGACGCUGAUGCGCAACCAACGACCUUCGUCUGCUGCGCCGACUGGCAGUAACCCCUCGGUAAUGAUGUCCGGCGAGCGCAGUGCAGAGAUGAAGCACCACUAUCACCAUCGAAGCGACUAUGCUCCUGGCAUGGCCGGAUCCACUGCCCAGCUGCACGACCAAAGAGACGAAGUGAGAGGUACUAAUGGCAAAAAUGCAACCUACCCAAACAAGAUGAGCGCAACCAAUGCCCGUCCCCUGUCCGCGGGGCCGUGUUUGCAGCAAGCGCACCACACGAGUCUGGCGGACUGGAAGGCGAACCGGAUGCUGCACCAAGACCACCAGCAUCAGACCGGGGCGGGGGCUUUGGACAGCAAGGAGGCCAAUCCGAUCUUCAAACAAUGGCAGCAGAUACAGAAAAUGAUAUGACAGUGCACAACUCCCCCUCCCCCUCAUUUGUAUGACAUGAACGGCAAUACAAGCAUCAGCAAGAGUGCCGGUUUUGCAUGACAAGUUUACAGCACUGGAGUGUAGUUCUGUUUGAGCUUCCAAGAUUUGUCAUGCAAACUGUGCUACAAGGCAGCAGCUGGAUUUGGGGUUUUGCAUUACAAGUGAGGGGGAGGGGGAGUUGUGCACUUUCAUAAAUGAAGUCACAAGUGCGGAAACAAAUCCAGUCUUCGUCCAGACCGGUAUUUAUACAAAUCAGAUUUAUUGUGAUGAGACCUUGCGCUUUCAGGGGGCUUGUCAGGGGAAGUAGUAAACGAUGUUGCUAUAAUUUUCAUCUUGUAUGAUGCGUUGCAAGGCAACAAGUAGUUUCCCUUUCCAAACUCGGUCGAAGGUGUCUGCCAGUGGCGUGAUGAUGUCUAGCACAGCUGCGUCAAAGAACAGCGGCGCAAGUCCAAGUCCACCGAUGGCCGGUUCAUCUGCAACACAGCACCAGGACCACGGUGCGUCGACGGCUGCAGCUGCUGGCACUAGUAGUGCAACAGCGGGCAAUAAGACGGAUGAUGAGCUGAUCCUCCUUUCCCCGCCCCAGAACGUCCGGCCCUACUCGGCGCACCCGAAGUCCCUGCAACCCAAACCGAGCGCGGAGCUCGCGGACACCGGGGGUCCAGACGACGAGAAUAACACGGUGAGGCGCGCUUCUGCGGGCCUCGACGACAACGCGAGCGUGUUUCUGGACAAGGCAAAGAAGCGGCCCUGGACCAGCACCGGACUCCUGCACGAAAAUAACUCUUCCAAGAUCCAGCAGCCCGCGCAAGUGAUUGCCAAUAUCGUGAACAACAAACCGAAGAAGAAGCGACCGGGCGCCGCGAAGAAGCGAAACACCUCAACGGGGGAGCGAGCGAUGAUUCACAGCCAGAUCGCCAUGCUGCAGACCCAGCUGGCCGCGGCGAGCGGGUAUAACACAGGAGGUGGUGGUGGAAAUAAUAGUGCAACAGUGUCUGGUGGAGCAACAGCGACGAAUAAAAUGAGUCGCGGUAACAGCUCGAGUGGCAAUAAAACGCGGUCUCAGCUACGGAAGAAGUACGGCCCAGAUUGCCCGAUCGGCUUCGACAACGCAAAUGACGGCUACGCGUCGGAUGAGGCUUUCAUCAUCGACGACGCCGACGACGGCUACGCGAGUGACACGUCGGAGAAAAUCCGCGAGGCACACACGGGGCAGUUCUACUCCUCGGGCAAUUCGAGUUCUAUGGGAAUCUAUCCUGUGCAAAGGUAUCGCACUCGUAGUAAUAAAUUGCGACCAUGCAUGACAAACAUCCCUUUUUAGCUAAGGCAGCAGUACAAACUCCACUUGUCUUCUUGAAAAGAAAAUUUGUGAUGCAAUUCAUACUAGUACGAUACUUUUGCAAUGCAUAGAAUUAUCCAUCGCAAGCGGGGCUUCAGUGCCGCGAGGAAACGAGGGUUGUCUAUGACAGUGCACAACUCCCCCUCCCCCUCAUUUGACAUGCAAAGUACCAAUUCCGCCCUUUUCUCUUUGGCACAUCUUGCAUGACAGAUAUCGGAAGCCGAACCAGCACCAGACUCGGUCGCGAGUUUGUCAUGCAAAAGCUGCAUUUAUGCCAGCACUUGUGUUGCUGUAUAUGCCAUUCAAAUGAGGGGGAGGGGGAGUUGUGUACUUUCAUACUGUCGGCGAAAAAUCGAGAAGGCGGUAGUGGUUCUGGUAAUGUUCAACAUGUCGCCGGGUCAACGACUGUUGGAGCUGCAGCUGCUUCAUCCCAAGGUAGUGGAGCUGCACCUGAAGGAGCAGCAGCCCGGAUGAGCACGACAGCCGCCGGUGCGGCUGCAGCUGCUAACAACUCUUCUUCAUCUUCACACAAAGCAAGCGAAAAGGAAAAGAACACAAUGUCCAGCAAAGUCGCUGCUGCAAACGCCCGCAUCCGAUCCGGUGUUGAUGAAGAGCACGAGGUACUUUUUUUUCAUGUUUUUUCAUCAACAGAUCAACAUUGAUGAAAACAACGACGUCUUCCCCGUGUGACACUGAAAAUGCAUUUUUUGUGAAAAAAGAGAUGAAAAUACUGCAACUCUCUGAUGUAUCGCUUUCAUCACAUCAAUUUCCAGGCCACCGUGGCGUUGCUUCAGGCCGUGGCAAGUCCGAACCGGCGGCGGCGGAUCAAUCCGCUCGUGAACCGCCAAGUACCCAUGCUCGAUCUCACCCGAACGAAGAGCUUCAAGGAAGAUGUCUCCUACCCCGUUCUAACCACAGCGGAAAGCUCGAACGCGGGAGGGAAUGACGAGGAGGAACAGACCGACCUUCGUGACGAGGCUGCAAAAGGUUUUCGAAAUAGUCGUGUUGUUGAAAACGACCUGAAAGUGCAAGAUUUAAGCACUCGCCGCGAGCAGCAGCAGGUCGUGUUGAGCCAAAACCUCAAGGCUUCACAAGGAGGAGGAGCGCCCUCUGCUGCGUCCUCGUCCAGCGGUAGCAGCAACUAUAGCAGCACAACGGCCGCUUCUACCUCCGCUGCAGCCUCGUUAACCUCCAGUGGCACGACCGGUGCAGGAGCGAGCAGCAAAGCCAAAGCGGGCGUGUCAGCGACAGCGUCUGCGUCCUCUGCAAGUUCUGGUACUAAUUCAUCUUCCAGCGCAACAAGCAGUGCCUCCAGUACUUCUAGCGUCAUCAAGCGUAGUACCAAGCACCCGCUCCAAGCAAAAUCUGGAGAUGGAACAACCACGACUUCUAUGGCCACGACCUUCAAGAGGUCCUUCACUACCGGAGUGGAUGUUCUCCCGCACCCGCCGACGGGGGAUGCAGUGCAGUACCACAUCGAGACGACAGAGGACGGGAAUGUUCACACGUUGAUGCGCACGACGAGCACCGAGAGCGGCAAGGUGGUGUCCGGCUCGAUGGUGCAGCAGCAGCCUUUGGGUGGAGGUGCAGGAGGAGCUGUGGGAGCAGGAUCAACAACGGGCAGCAGUGGCGGUGUUCAUCUCGGAGCUAGUACUGUAGCUGGUAGCACAGCAACAGGAACAGCAUCCGCUCAUCACUCGGCAACGUCAAACACUGCUGCCGCGACACCAGUUGCUGGAAGCGCUGCGCCAGCCAUGAUAUCUGCGAACAGCAGUAGUGCUGCUUCGUCUUCUUCAUCGUCGUCCAGCAGUAGUGCUACUAUCAGAAGAAGUGCGCCGAAUAACGUCGCAAAUGUCGGACAGCACCCGAUGUUGAGUCGGUCCCUCACUACCUCCGCCACAACGACGACCAGCAUCGUGGAGCCAAAGCCCGCGGAUUUGGGCCCAGGUACUAUCCCCUUUCGGGGGGCUUCCAAUGCAGCAGGAGAAGGACCUGUUGCCCGUCCGCGAAGCACUUCCGAAGCGCAUCUGGGAGGUGGUAUCGGUGGCAGCCUUUCGGGAGCUUUAGCUCUAGGACAACAAGAACAACAGCCUCCGCCGCCGACGUUGACCACGUAUCCCCGGCCGCCGAUCAUUGCGAAAAACCUUCUGACUUCUCUCGACGCGCAGUUCGAGGAGCAGCGGCGGAGACUGGUGCAACAGGAGCAAGCUGCCGCGGGAGCUCAAGCUGCUGCUGCUGCUACCAAACACCAAAACCUGGAGAGCGAGGACGGCAGCAAUACGGCUCCUGCCGGCGGGUCGCGGGCAAAAGAGGCGGUGUUUGACCGGAUCGGAGAGGUCUUUGUCCGGGCGGACAGUGAUGUAGUAGCAGCAAGAACCAGGACUGACAGUAGUAGCAGCAACCAGCAGCAGCGUUUGCAGGCUCUGAAUGCACAAAACCUGGCUGAGCAGAUUGACGCGCGAGUACAGAAUUUUCAACAACGCCGAGCGUUUGGAGCGGGAACAAGUUCACCUGCCGGAGGACCACCAGGCACGACAGCGACUAGAAGUGCGAACAACGCUCCUCCUGUAGGAAGUGUAAGCAACAAGCCCAUCCUGGAGAUCCCGAUGCCUGACGACUUGGAGGACAACUCUUCUGGAACAAGAGCGGCGUCGAGAACAAAUGUAGGAGCUGCAGUAUCCGCAUCUUCGACGAGGAAUAGAGCCAGCGCGAGUGCUGGCACCCCCUCUACUGCAGCUUUCGACCAGGAGCCGACGUACCGACAGCACACGUCGACGCAUUUGUCCCGAGUUGUGGGGAAGGUCCAUGUGCAGCCUUCGGCGACCAGUUUUCACUGCCAACACUAUGGGAGUAUUGGGCCGUCGAGUUGUAGUAGUAGUAGUGAGGAUCUUCAUCAGCGACGUGAUUUUAUUCCCGAGGGUAAACAUCCCUGUAACGAGGAAGUGGCCGCGCGAAACGCCCUAGCGGAAACGAGUUGCGACAAGAACAAGCUCAUGCAGCGAGAGGACAACAUAAGCCAGGUCGUGGCGCAAAAAUUCACAGGAGCACUCCCCCCGAGAUAUAACAGCAAUAUCGGCGAGGCGAACUUUCUGGUCUUCCCGCCACCUGAACCAAAAGUGGACAGGUUUUUACCACCGAAAAUAAACACAACUUCCUCUUCUUCAAAGUCGGGUGAUACUAGCAGCGACGCGAAGAGAACUUUGGGAUCAUCAGGGGCGAGAACAGUUGUCAACAACGACGAGAUGAUAUCAAAUGUAAAAAUGUCUGGGUCUGGAAACUUGUGAUGCUGGUUGAGAAAGACGAGGACGCCUCAAUUGACUUGCAAGCAUGACAAGUUUUGGAGGUGCUACAGUCUUGGCUUCUCUACGUGACAAAGUGAGCUUCUGCAUGACAGAAAAGUGGAACUUUUAGGUAAUGCGCAUGACAGACUUGAGAGUCAUGUCAGACAAGCAUGACAAACUUCCGCUCUUCCAGACCCAGACAUUCUUACAAUCCAUAGAUGAUGUUAAACGCCGAGAGAAUCGUUGUGAGCAGGGAGGUUCCCGCGUUUACGAAGAAGCAGACAGCACCUCUGUUGCGACCAAAUAACGACCGCACCAGGAACUACAGCACCAACAACUUAAAUCAGCUGUCGCUUUCAACUUCGUCUCUGCAACAGCAACAAGAGCAGUUAUUGGAACUGCCACUAAAAGUGGUGAAUAGUGACAUGCCAGGGACGAUGAAAGAGGAUCAUGAGUCGCUGCUUUCUGACGUCGAAGCUGCUCCUGGAACGAGAAGCAGUUCUAGUAGUACCACUUUCGACAAAAGUGGAAGUAGAAGCAGGAGUGGGACGUCUAUCAACAAAAUGAGCAACAUCAAAUCGAGCAGCAAGAACGUCGGCCUCGGCGGAGGUGAUCCUAGAGCUGUAACGACUUCGUACGAUAAUUUUGUCUACCCGUUUCUGUCGCCGUCGCUCUGGUCGGAAGAGGACAAGGAAAACGUGGAGGUAAUGGAUCGAUUCUUGAAAACGCAAGAACCGCCAAACUGGACCACAGCAGGUCGUCGGCCACCUGCGAGGAAGGAGAGCGGACUUGUUUUUCAUGACCAACAGCAGAUGAAGAUGAGUUCUUCGUUUCUAUCUUCGGACAGUAGCGGUGGAAACAGAGCUCCUUCGUUGUUCCCAGCAGCUGCAACUACUGCUUCGAAUAAAUCAAUCCUGCUGCCAGAGGUCGGUGCAGCAGCGCAGAAAAGUGGUGCAUCGAGUAGUUCAUCUUUUCAACAUCGCACUCAAACUGCAGCUCAUAGUCAUAGUACUACCUCCACCUCGUCCUCCUCCGGAAAUAAAGUCGGCAGUAGUUCCUCGUCACUUGCCUCUUCGUCAGCGAGCCUUUUCCAGAAGCCGACAAAUCCGAGGCGAAGCCUGGAGCGCGAAAGUUUGAACUUAGAGAUUGAGGACGAGUUUCUGGCGUCACUCGGGAUGCUGUGA
Messenger RNA from Amoebophrya sp. A120, 7390 nucleotides. The record is from the annotation of a GenBank genome assembly. Lineage: Eukaryota; Dinophyceae; Syndiniales; Amoebophryaceae.